ACGGACCGUCGAUUCAACUGCAAGCAACGGAACAAACCGCCGACGCUUUCGCUAAUAUUCAGCUACAAACUUGACAUAUUUCGAGAAAGUUUGAGCUGUAUUCGUGAGUCAUCUUCUCGCACUACGCUUGUGAACGUGUCUCUUUUGAUACAACGUUAGCUUAAUUGCGUUUUAAUCGACGCCAGCCGAACAAAGGAUUUCAAGCCACACGCGGCCUGGUUGUUGCAGACAAUAUAACAAUGGCCAAGGGAGAGGACUCUCACACGGAAAUUGCCCGCGUUCGCCAGAAGGACGGCAUCAACGUGAUCUUUGACCGCAGCAGCGCUGACGCUUCGCGCUCCCGUUCACGAUCCAAAAGCAGCAGACGCUCCAGCGGCUCCGGUCGCCACAGGGGGCGCAGCAACCGCCGGCAUCGCCGGUGUUCGUCGUCUUCAUCCAGCAGCAGGUCCUCCUCCCGCUCUCGCUCCCACCCCCGUUGCCACAGACCGUCUUCCCGCUGUCGCUGUGACAACCAUCGCAGACAUGGCCGCCGAUCCGCGCCACGCCGCCAUAUGGAAAGCUCUGACUCCCCCUCCCCCUCCAGGCACUCUCGUCACCGACGCAACAGGUCCCGCUCCAGCAGGUCCGGCCGGGCAGUUAGCCGGUUCUCCCAGUCCCCGCCCAGAAACCACAGGAGCAGCUCUGGAUCCGAAUAUUCCGAAAAUUCCGUUGACCUGAGUAUUGAUGAUAAAGGAAACCCCAUCAUGUCUGCCAAUGCUUCCAUAAUCCAAGAGGACGAGAAACUCUACAGUCCUGAGAUCGUGGAAUCAAUCCAGUCGGCUCAGGCAGUGGAGUCCAAUCAAGUGUCGCGAGAGACAUGGGUGAGACAAGACCUGGAAAAGACUCCGUCACAGAGCGAUGAGGGGGAGCUUGAUGAUAUGUUCAGCUUAGGGAUGUCCCUGAAAAGGAGGACGAUCUCUUUCAGCAUUAACAACGCCGUGUUAAAACCAGCAGCUGCUGCCGCCGCGUCGGGGGCAAAGGUAACUUCCAGAAUGGACAGCUAUGAAAGCCGGAAGCCGUAUGGCCACUGGAUGCCAGUCAAAUCAGGCCACGCCUCCAGGGCACGCAGACACACACCGGCACGCUAGUGUGUCAGAGUACAUGGACGCUGUGAAUACUGUACAUAUGUUUUACAUUUUUAUGGCACAAGUUUUAUUACAGAUGAAAGACUUGUGUGAGGAGAUGGGAAGAAUUCAAUCAGGUGGGAUUAUUUGCAUAUAUGCAUUUUUUUUUUGCCCAUUGUUGUAUAUUGUGCUUCAAUAAAGUAUUUAUUUGAUUAAAA
Gasterosteus aculeatus aculeatus (three-spined stickleback) is the source of this 1321-nucleotide messenger RNA. It is a transcript of the gene rsrp1, whose product is annotated as arginine/serine-rich protein 1. The record is from RefSeq and is a predicted model, not a curated record. NCBI's taxonomy places the organism in Eukaryota, Metazoa, Chordata, Actinopteri, Perciformes, Gasterosteidae.